UCUUGUGGUAGCCACCAGAGCGGGCAGAUUCUCCGUGUUGUGUUCCGUGGGAAGAAUCCCUCUAAAGUGGUGACCAAUUGGGAGGUAAUUCCCAAUCUCUGCAAGGUUUUUCCACAUUCUCUACCCUCUUGAUCCCACAUUUGUGUGAAUUGUGCGUGUGCGAAUAUUUGGUGCCCGAGGUUAAAGGCAGAGUCCCCCAAAGGAAUGAAUCAGUGAUUGUGCUCCGGAGAGUGUAUCUUUGAAAAGAGAGAAGAGGGGAUUUUUUGUCUUGCAGAUUACAUGACUCCCAGUGUUACAUAAUUGCCGGUGGAUCGACUUUGUUGAGAGGAUUAAAACGGCUCCAAACAAGGACAUGGCACAAAUGUUCCCUCCAUCCAAAAUUAGAUAUUGAAUUCUUUCUUUUUUUUUGCAAAAAAAGUGGGAGUGUUGGUUGAAAAGUGAAUAUAGUCCAAGAGAGGGAAAAUUCUGAUAAUUUCAUUUUGGAGGGUGUGUUUUCUGUGGACAAGACGAGUAGAGUUUUGGAAUAAGGAGCCAGAAGCACAUAAAUUUUUUUUCAAGCUCUUUGGGUGUGGGAUUUAUAUUUGUUCUCAGUGUUUCUUGUCUGUGUGAAUUCCUCAGUAAUUACUGGUUGGUGCUCUUUUCUGUGCUUUUUUUUGUGAAGAACGCAUCUCUUUCUGUGGGCAAAAAGUGUCCCUUUUCCCUUGAGCUCAAGGACAGUUGAACACCCAGAAAUUGUCCUCGAGGGCAAUUGAGGGACACGUAAAUUCCCACUGUGAUGAUAAUCGUGAAGUGCGUGUGAAAUUGGAUGGAAAAUUAGGCCAAAUAAUUGGGAUUUUAUAUUUGUUGCCGCACCACAAACAACCCAUUUCGAAAAGUUUCUGUUUUCUGGAUAACAUUUUUGCAAUCUUUCUGAUUUCCCAACAGACGUUCACAUUUGGAAUAUUUUGUGGAAUGAAUGCAAAAAAUUGAAUUAUUUUCUGUGAAUUUUCAAUUAAUUUAUAGAGUGCUGAUAUUUUGAUUAUAUGGGAGUAUUUUCUAUUUCUAUUUUCAAUUCAAAUAGUUAAAGUGUCACUAAAUAUCAACUCUGUGAUGUAUGUGCCAGAAUUUUGGGGUAUAAUCUGUUCUAUAAAUUGCAAAAUUUAAUCGAGCAAUGGUUUUAGGGGACUUUUGAUGGAUUUUCCAGACAAAUACCCACAAGAGUUCCCUCUAAACAAAAUCACGAAGCUAAAGAUGCGAUGGAUGAUGGUAAAAAUGGCAUUUUCACAGUGAAUUGGGUGAUUUUGGUAUUGAAUGCCACGAAUAGAAGGUAAAGAAAUAAGGGAUGAUGGACGUGAUCGAGUGCUAUCGUGAUAGAGCAUCCACUUCGCAUGAUUACUUAUGAUACGUGUGAGAUUCAGAGAACAUUUCCCAAAGAGGGUGCAUCUUGAGAGUUUGACAUAAUAUUUGUGUUGUGUAGUUUUUCCAAUCUUUUGGUGCUCUCUCUGGUUUCCAAUUUCUCUGCUGAAGUGGUAGCUAAAGGCAGGAAGAAAAAAAAAACAGCGCUUAAGAUAUAACCACAGAGUGUAGAUGAGGUUGUUCCAUCUCCCAUUUUCAACGCCACAUCCAAUGCCCUAGAAGUGGUGCAGUGCUAAAAGCGUAAGCUUACCUCAAAUGCCAAUGAUUGGAUACUGUGUGGCUUGAAGGACCAGACGAACAGAGAGAGCCCGAUAAGAGUGCCAGUACACAUGACAUAGGAAUCAUGUUCACAUCGUCGAUUUAUGUGUUGUCACUCGCUGCAAUUCUGUGCCAUGGAUUUUCAACUCAUCACAAUGACACAGAAGCACUAAAUUCCAGCACAGAGUAUACCAAGAAUGCGCCAGAUACCGAGGAACCAGACCCACCCAGAGUUGAAGCUCUGCUGGGAGUUGGUGAAGAUCAGGCUGACUUGCCCGUCUUCCCUCAGCGACCUGAUGCCGUGUACUUUGUGGUGGCCGCAGUGGGUGGUGCUCGUACAUGGGGCCGCAUCCUGGGGCGCACCCUCCUCGACAUGGGACCACCACUCAGCAGCCCCCAAGGACCGGUUUUGCGGCCCAUUUACGUGGAUCUUCCACAGAACGGCAGAUUCUCCGCCAAACUCCUGACGUCACUUUGCCAGAAGACAGAGAAUCAGCCACUGACUGGAAUUAUUGUGAUCGGCGAGGGACAAUCUGCCCGAGCCACAGCACUGUCCGGAUCGGCGAUGAAGCUGCCGGUGCUCUGGGCAAAGGGCGGAACCGCCAGCCUUAAUGGAUUGCACAAAGAGAUCCAAACACCCUUUCAAGCGAUGCUGCAACCGUCCUCAAAGGAAAUUCUAGAAGCAAUAAGAGCACUGUUUCUACAGACUCACUGGCAUUCAUUCUUUAUCAUGUCGGAUGUGGAGGCGUCAAUGAUGCUGGGAGGAAGUGAAGGUGCACCACUGAGAGAUCCACCACUUGUUCCUACAAUUUUACCGCUUCCGGCAAACAACGAUGAUGUGUUCAGACAAUUGGCCCAAGUGUCCAAGUCAACAAGAGGAGUUGUUCUUUUGCUGUGUGACUUGUUGGCUGCCCGAAAAGUCAUGGCAGAGGCACAGCGACUGAAUAUGGUUGGGGGUCAUUUUAUUUGGCUGUGGGCCGACCCCAGUUCCACCACAGAAUUCUAUGAUGUUACUCAACCAUCCGAAGUGGAGCUGAGUGAGAAGCUAGAGAGUGAAAAUCCAGAGUUCUCGGCCGCUAUUCGCAGGGAAAGUGAUUCAUGGUAUAAUCCAGUUGGUGGAACACUUUCACACCAUUUGGAUGAUCUCGAGGAGCGACGAUUGGACUUCGACGAGUACGGUGUGAGGAAGAAACAAAGGGAAAAGUCACGAGCUCUCCCCAGGCAGUUUGGUGGACAGAUUCUUGGUCUCAAAACGGACCAAGGUGCCAAAACCGUGAGACGGAAAAGAGGCGAAAGUCCUAGUCCUGUGCUUCAAUCACCCACAGACGAGAACUCGCACGAGUCAUCGUCUCUGGAGACGGACGUGGAUAGUGGCAGGAGUCCCUCGGGUGAGGUGAACGUGGCCAGAAGCAGCGAGGAGAGUGAAUUAAAUCCUGUGCACAAUGACAUAAAGACGCCGGCGCGUCGUCAGUAG
Phlebotomus papatasi is the source of this 3127-nucleotide messenger RNA. RefSeq lists its product as uncharacterized. The transcript has 7 exons. The record is from RefSeq and is a predicted model, not a curated record. The coding region runs from base 1739 to 3127 and encodes 462 amino acids. Lineage: Eukaryota; Metazoa; Arthropoda; Insecta; Diptera; Psychodidae.